CGAGUGAUGUAUAUAUAACAGCAGAAAACAUUGUUUACUUAGUAACGAAUAUUAAAGAAGAAUGAAGUGCUGUUUGCAUCAUUACUUUCCUCUACACGAUGGACUCGAAAGUUAUUCUUCUGGUAGUUGGUAUUUGCUGCAUGGUAUGGCAGGGACUUGAAGCCGCAAACAGACACAAACUUGUGGUUUAUUGGGGUCAAAAUGCUGUCUACAAUGCCAAGAAAGAGCGCCAGUAUUGGGAAAAAGAUUUGACUCAUUUCUGUCAGAACAGCAAAUAUGACGUCGUUGUGUUGGCGUUCAUGCACGUGUUCUUCGACGCAAGACAAAAAGACAGUCUACCAGCAUUAAAUUUUGCUUAUCAUUGCGAAAAAUCAAUCCAUCCGGAUUAUCCAUUUUUGCUUCGCUGUCCCAAGAUUGAAGCAGGGAUAAAAGAAUGCCAACGCAAUGGAAAGCAAGUCUUAAUAUCAUUGGGAGGUGCUACUGGCGGAUAUGGAUUCCAAAGCGAUAGUCAAGCAAAAACGUUCGCACAUACUGUGUGGAAUUUGUUAUUAGGUGGAAAGAAAAUGCAAAACCUUCGACCAUUUGGAAGCGCUAUCUUGAAUGGUGUCGACCUUGACAUUGAGGGAGGAACACACAUCGGAUACACUGCAUUUGUCAAAGAGUUACGAGUAUUAACAAAUACAGAUACAUCUAAAUAUAUCAUCGCAGCUGCUCCCCAAUGUCCAUAUCCAGACCACUUCCUGGGACCUAAUCCAGGAAAAGCAUUUGGUGAUGUUCCUGAGUUAUUUGAUGAGAUUUAUGUACAAUUUUACAAUAAUUAUUGUCAGACAGGUGAUGCAGCUCAAUUUUACCCAAACCUUAAGAAAUGGCUGACAUUCUCGCAAAGUAGGAAUGGUCCAUUAAUUUAUGUAGGCGUACCUAGUGACGAAGGUGCUGCGUUUGGAAGAGGCUACUAUCGCACCCCUGCUGAAAUGGCAGACAUUUAUCAGAAAAUACGACACGAACCAAGAUUCGGAGGCUUCAUGUUUUGGGACGCUUCAUUUGAUCAAAACAACAUCAUUGGUGGAAAAUCUUACAGUGAGCACAUUGUAGCGCUGUUUGGAAAUGGCCCAAGACCGACCGGAAAUCCUGUUACUCUUCCUCCACAAAAAACCACUGCAAAGCCUAUUAAAACCACAACUAAAAGUGUUGGGCCUUCCAAACCAGGUAAAGUAUCGUGUUCAGGAUUAAAUGACGGAAUGUACGCCCAUCCAAAAGAUUGUGCUAAAUUUUUUGAAUGCAAUUCAGGCCUGGCUACAGUAAAAUCAUGUCCACCUGGAUUGAAAUUUAAUGCUGCAAAAAAAUAUUGUGACUGGCCAGCUAAUGUAACUUGUUAAUUGAAAAUAACUUAAAAGAUAA
Molecule: messenger RNA, 1398 nt
Organism: Hydractinia symbiolongicarpus
Lineage: Eukaryota; Metazoa; Cnidaria; Hydrozoa; Anthoathecata; Hydractiniidae
Exons: 7
Coding region: 99-1376 (425 amino acids)
Biological process (GO): carbohydrate metabolic process
Cellular component (GO): extracellular region
Molecular function (GO): chitinase activity; chitin binding
Source: RefSeq, a predicted model, not a curated record